GCCCGGUUUCGUGACAGUGUGUGGACUCUGUCCACUCUUCCACCCCCAAGGCAGCGUUGAUUGUUUAGGCGAUAAACCGGUCACAAAGGCAUCUAUAGGGCUUGAUUGAUUACUUUCCAGAGAGGAAGAAAGGCCUAAUAAAGCAGGAGGGGGGUGGGCUCUGUGCGCCUGUCACCAUGGAGACGCAGGAAGCAAAGUGAUCAUUAAAACCUCUCUCCACCAGAAGGCAAUUUUCACUUCACAGGGAGAAGUCUGGGCUUCUGAAAUGUAGGGUUCAAAAAAAGAAUGAAAGCUGGUGUUUUGGUAUCAAGCCACAGGACUCAGUUUUGUAUCUUAGAGAAGCACAAUUCCUUCGUAGAUUCUGUUUUGAUAACAAGUUGCUUUGCCUGCCUUUGAAGACUUAUUCUCUCUAAAUGCAAAGAGCCCAAAUGGGGACUUGAUCAUGUUAAAUGGUGGGCAUCAAAGUAGAGAUAAUCCCUGGGGCCCGGGUGAAGGCUGGCUUUGUGGGGAGGGAUUCCUUCACUGAACACAUCAGAGCUUCCUGAUAAACUGCCUGCAAGGACCCAUUACAGGCAGCUGUGUGGGCACUGGAGCCCCCAUUAGAAAAUUUAAACAAUAAACCCAUGCAAAUCCGGAAGAUUUCUUUGUUAGAACAAUUGACACUGUGUCACUUGGUCAAACUGAGGUUCCAGCCUGAAGAAAUCUCUGACUUUUCUCUAUCUGGGAGGGCAGGUUAAUUUCCUUAGAGUUUCAAGCAGAGGCUGCCCUGGCAGACCCUUAAGGCUUUAAUUAAUCCUUUUAUUAGGAAUGUGUGAUUCAGCCUUCAGCCCUCCAUGAUGGAUUGCCUUUCUCUGGGUUGGAGAGGCCAAUCCUCCACUGUUCCAAUCAUGGAAGUUGAGUAGCUCUUCAUGAGAAUCCUUCUCAGCUCCCUUUGUCUCCCUGGCAGUAAAAGGAAGCAAACUUGAAAUGGAAAUUAUGGAGGACUUGGCUUUUUGGCUGUCUAUGAGAUGGACCAAACGCCUCCGGCGCGUCCUGAAUAUCUGGUCUCAGGGAUUCGAACUCCCCCUGUGAGGAGGAACAGCAAACUGGCCACCCUGGGCAGGAUCUUCAAACCCUGGAAAUGGAGGAAAAAGAAAAACGAAAAACUGAAGCAGACCACGUCAGCGCUGGAGAAGAAGAUGGCCGGCAGGCAAGGCCGAGAGGAGCUCAUCAAGAAGGGGCUGCUGGAGAUGAUGGAGCAGGAUGCUGAAAGCAAAACGUGCAACCCUGAUGGAGGACCCCGAUCCGUGCAGAGUGAACCACCUACUCCCAAGCCGGAGAUGCCGACUUCAGAAGAUGCCCAGCCCGGAAGCCCCUCGGCCACUGGGACGGACCAGGUCUCCCUGGAUGAGCCACUGUCCUCAGCCGCCCACUUGGACGAUGCAGCAGCCAAGAUGCCAUCUGCGUCCAGUGGUGAAGAAGCAGAUGCUGGCAGCCUCCUGCCCACCACCGAUGAGCUCUCCCAAGCCUUAGCUGGGUCUGACUCCCUGGACAGUCCUCCCAGGCCUCUGGAGAGAUCCGUGGGCCAGCUGCCCAGCCCACCACUGCUGCCCACUCCGCCACCCAAGGCAAGCUCCAAAACCACAAAAAAUGUCACAGGCCAAGCCGCGCUCUUCCAAGGCUCCAGCAUAAAGAGUGCCGACCCUCCCCUCCGGGGGCAGCUCUCCACACCCACGGGGUCUCCGCAUCUCACCACGGUCCACCGGCCACUGCCCCCCAGCCGCGUCAUUGAGGAGCUGCACAGAGCGCUGGCCACGAAGCAUCGCCAGGACAGUUUUCAAGGAAGGGAAAGUAAAGGGUCUCCAAAGAAACGAAUGGACGUCCGUCUGUCGAGAACGUCCAGCGUGGAGCGGGGCAAGGAGAGGGAGGAGGCUUGGAGCUUUGACGGGGCCUUGGAGAACAAGCGAACUGCAGCUAAGGAGUCCGAGGAGAACAAGGAGAACCUGAUCCUGAAUUCUGAACUCAAGGACGACUUGCUUUUGUAUCAGGACGAGGAGGCACUGAACGAUUCCAUUAUUUCUGGAACACUACCACGGAAAUGCAAGAAGGAACUCCUGGCCGUGAAACUAAGGAACCGGCCCAGCAAACAAGAACUAGAAGACCGGAACAUUUUCCCCAGAAGGACUGAUGAAGAAAGACAGGAGAUCCGGCAGCAGAUCGAGAUGAAGCUCUCCAAACGGCUGAGCCAAAGACCUGCUGUGGAAGAGCUGGAGAGAAGAAAUAUCUUGAAACAAAGGAAUGAUCAGACAGAGCAGGAAGAAAGAAGAGAAAUCAAACAAAGAUUGACAAGAAAGCUUAAUCAGAGACCCACCGUUGAUGAAUUAAGAGACAGAAAAAUUCUGAUACGAUUCAGUGAUUACGUGGAAGUAGCAAAAGCGCAGGACUAUGACAGGAGGGCAGACAAACCCUGGACAAGACUGUCAGCAGCAGAUAAGGCAGCAAUUCGUAAAGAAUUAAAUGAGUACAAAAGUAAUGAAAUGGAGGUACAUGCAUCAAGCAAGCACUUGACAAGAUUCCAUAGGCCAUAGAGAUUUUCUUCUGAGAAGAAUUUGUGUUUAAUUUUUUGAUACCAACACUGAACAUUCAUCAGGGAACUUUCCUGAAGUUCAGCUCAAGACUACCUGCUGUGUUUGUGAGAAGAGCAGGAUCACACACACAGGUGCAAUCUUGGCCACACUUACCUGCAAGAGGAGUAACCAGAGGACACACUUCCUUCCUUCUUUGGUGUCUGAGGAGUGUGAACUGUUGGGGUCAGUUAAGACCCAACAUAACUCUAUCAGAAGAAAACUGUUGUUUGCCUUUCAACCUUGUUUUACAGUUCUGCGGUGUAAUGGAGGACGGGCAACGUGCAUGUGCAGGCUCACCACGCCCAGGCCUCUGACAUGAGGGACAUGUGACAGUGUCAUUCAGUAUUGUGUUCAAAAAAGACAUUUUUAUCCUGAUCACAAUUAAUUUGAAAACUCUAAUUUCAUGUUAUACAAAAUGAUUUACUGUAUUAUACUUUUCCUUUUUUAUAUAAUGUCUAACAAAAUAUACAGCUGCAACAUUUUGAUUCCUGUUAAUUUUGGUCUUUAAUUAAAUGACUACUUAUUGCAGGAAAUUAA
Messenger RNA from Sapajus apella (tufted capuchin), 3143 nucleotides. RefSeq names its product phosphatase and actin regulator 3 (gene PHACTR3). The record is from RefSeq and is a predicted model, not a curated record. Lineage: Eukaryota; Metazoa; Chordata; Mammalia; Primates; Cebidae. Gene Ontology annotation, molecular function: actin binding. The transcript is spliced from 13 exons. Bases 1008 to 2567 code for a protein of 519 amino acids. Gene Ontology annotation, biological process: actin cytoskeleton organization.